CACUUAAAUUCGAUUUUGCGGCCCGCUCAUGACGUUUACUCAUGUUCCAGAAGGCAUUCUCUAAAACUGUCAUCAAACGUCGUCGUCACGCAUCCUGACGUUUCAUCCACACAUCAUGCAUCGAAAUGAAUUGAUUAAAAUCGAGCCACCGUCGGUUUUGUCUUUUUAUUUGUUGUUGACGUUAUUUAUUUGUUUUUUUUUAUUUUGACGUUGUCAAGAUGUCUCCAAUGAAUUUAUCUACAAAAAUUUGUAAGUUUUCCAAUCGCAUCGCGUUUCAAGCAACUUCUAAAUCUCUCUUUUCGCUUCAUCCUGCAUUUUUUUAAGAAAUUUGCUCUAAUCGAAUGAUGUUUUCUGCGCUAGAUGAAAUGGGCGAGGUUAAAUUUGAUAAAUCCGCAGAGAGCGAAUCGACAGCGGUAGCGUCCAACAUGCUCAACGACAUCUUGGAAUCAGCCAUGGACAUUGCAAUCAACAAAAGCAUGGAAUCGCAGAAAAUGAACAUAAUCGAUGAGCUUCAAGAUGAGUAUCCGGAGAACUGUUCCGAAAUCAAGGACAUCAUCGAGGGUCUGAGCAAGAUCAACAUCGGCAAUUUGGUGACGAAGACGAACGCCGAGGAACCGGUCAGUCUGGACGUGGAGAUGAAGAGGUUGCUCAACGAGAUGAUGUCGCCGCCGUUCGAGAUCGUAAACUACGAGAGUUUGCCGAGGAAGGACGGAGUCGGUGAUCAACCAACAUCGCCGUUACCAUCAUCUCAGCAGCAGCAGGCCGAGAGGGAGAUCCCGACGCCUCCGCCGCAACCGAUCAAACAGGAUACAGCAAAGGCUGUGGAGAAAAAGUCCCGGGUAACCGAUCUGGUGAUGAACUCGAAGAAGGUGCUGAACAAUCUGCUCGAUGAGGAGGGCAGGAAGCGGCUCGAGGAAUGGGAGGAGAACAACGAGCACGUGAUUCAGGUGAUCGAGCUGCAGGAGACGAGGGCAGAGAAGGACAAUUCCGUUGAUCAUCCGGAGAACGUCCCGUUGCCACACGACGAGGAUGACGAGGAGGAUUCGAUUCUUAGGCGACACCCGGACGAGGAGCUGAUGGAUUCGAUCCAGUUGAACGCGCCGUCGCCGCUGGAGAAGGCGGGAGAGGGUGACGUCUCCGGCGGUUCGAACAUCUCCAAGCUGAACGCGACGCCCAGCCAAGACACCAAGAAGAAGAAGUGGCACUUUAGCUUCAAGUUCUUUGGAUUCCGCAAGAACAGAGGCAAGCAGCAGCAGCAAACGCUUCUCGAGAAGAAGUAGUUUAACCAGUCUCGCCGCUCUUUAUAACCGCCGGUUCUCAUCCCACCACCAACCUUUCUUAUAUACAUACAUAUAUCUAUACAUACACAUAUAUAUAAACUUUUGUAAAUUUUUAUUUUUGCUCGAUUUUCUCGUGCGAUGUCGCUCGCUCUCCGUCGACGCCGCCUUCGAUUCACUCUUUUUCCGUGCUGCUGAAGCACCGAAAUUCGCGCUCGUUCUUCUAUUUCCGUCCAUUGACACACAAACGGCUCGAACGAAAACAAAUAUAAGAUUGUCUAUUUUUAGAGGACUCUACUUACUUACCAUCAUCGCCGUUCUGUGUUAUUCCUUCAUCGUUUUAGCAAUGUAACCCGAAGCUAGGCCACGAUUGUAUUUUUGUUGUAUAUGCAUAUUUCCAUUGUACUCGCACUCUUUGUGCACUCGUCCAUAGUUUAAACUAUGAAAACCAUUAUCGAUCGCUAACUAAUA
Nicrophorus vespilloides is the source of this 1748-nucleotide messenger RNA. RefSeq lists its product as uncharacterized. The record is from RefSeq and is a predicted model, not a curated record. NCBI's taxonomy places the organism in Eukaryota, Metazoa, Arthropoda, Insecta, Coleoptera, Silphidae. The transcript is spliced from 2 exons. The coding region runs from base 342 to 1280 and encodes 312 amino acids.